Messenger RNA from Volvox carteri f. nagariensis, 886 nucleotides. RefSeq lists its product as uncharacterized. Lineage: Eukaryota; Viridiplantae; Chlorophyta; Chlorophyceae; Chlamydomonadales; Volvocaceae. The record is from RefSeq and is a predicted model, not a curated record. Bases 1 to 804 code for a protein of 267 amino acids. The transcript is spliced from 3 exons.
AUGAUUACUUUACACAAGGGUAGGUUUGAGAUUCAAGUUACACGAUCUCUGUUCACCACGAUCCUUUACUUUAAAGUCACGCAAACAAAGUCCACCUGUAGACGCAGUCGCGACAAGCUGCGACAAGCUAGAGGGCCAAUUCGACACCCUGUCAGCCUAAUUCUGACUGUCGGAAUGUCCCGCCAGGCUAAUUCGUAUCCCUGCGAGUUCAAAACAAACUGGUCAGAGCUUGGCGGUAUAGACCCAUAUGCAUGCUGCAUCAGCGGCGGCAUCAGGGGGUGGUUCAUCGGUGCUAAGACUGGCAACAUCGAGAAUAUUAUCAACCACGUCAAAACACGCCAGCACAUGAUGGCGUGCAAGCAAGAGACACAGCGGCUCACCCAGCAGGGUGGCCUUGUCGCGCGGCCCAUGCCACCACCUGGAGUGCGAGACGUCAGCUGUGCCUGGCCACCUGACAUGCGCAUGCAUCUAUAUGGCAUGUCGGACGAGGCGGCAGAGGAGGAGUAUCAGCGCCUCUACAGCCAGUUUCAGCACAGGCGCACACGUCGGCGAGAGCAGCAGCCCAAUGCCGUAGACAGUGGGCGCCGCAUCUUACCGCGCACUUCACCCACUCCUGCACCUGGAGCGCGCACCGUUGGUCCCAACAUGGAUCCGGAGGCACAGCGCAUCGUCAGCCCCGACGUGGCGACAUGGAUAUCAGCGAUAGCGAGUCUGGUGAGGGAGUCCAUAUGGUUCGAAGCGGAGGGGGUGGGAAUGUGCGCCUGUUUCUCUCCAGUGAGAGUCCGGAGUGGUUCACCCCACUGAGUAUCAUAAAGCUGGUGCGCGAGGUGUUCACUCCUGGCAGGAUCGACCUGGACCCAUGCUUGUCCGCGGCUGCUAACACACG